Molecule: messenger RNA, 255 nt
Organism: Symbiodinium necroappetens
Lineage: Eukaryota; Dinophyceae; Suessiales; Symbiodiniaceae
Source: the annotation of a GenBank genome assembly
GAGCUUUCACGCUUCCUUGACCUGAUGGACAGACACUGCCGACCUGAUGUGGUCAAGGGCGUCGUUGCAAAUAAGGCUGCUCGGCUUCAGGUUGACCUGUGGAAGGAGCCCAAAGAGGCUGCAGAAGCGGCGAAACUUUUUGCAAAACGACACGCCAUGCGCUACUUCGAGGUAUCUGCCCGGACCAGCGAGGGAGUCGAUGCGAUGUUCCACGAUUUGGUGGGGCAACUGAUCGAUGCACAUCACCCCACCUGA